Messenger RNA from Rhopalosiphum maidis (corn leaf aphid), 1285 nucleotides. Its product is annotated as lachesin-like. The record is from RefSeq and is a predicted model, not a curated record. The transcript is spliced from 8 exons. The coding region runs from base 1 to 1107 and encodes 368 amino acids. Gene Ontology annotation, cellular component: neuron projection. NCBI's taxonomy places the organism in Eukaryota, Metazoa, Arthropoda, Insecta, Hemiptera, Aphididae.
AUGCCGUACCAUCGAGUCGCUUGCAUCGCGUUCGUAGCCGCCGCCGUCGCGAUCGUCUCGCAAAUGUCAUCAGUUUUAUCGGUGUUGGAACCCGAGUUCGCCGAGCCCAUUCCAAACGUUACGAUACCCGUGGGAAGGGAUGUCUCGCUGCCUUGUGUCGUCAGCAAUUUGGGAAAUUACAAAGUGGCCUGGAUCCAUAUCGACAGGAAGAUGAUACUCGCAGUGCACAAACACGUCAUCGCUCGUAUACCCAGAUUCAGCAUGGCUCACGAUGGCCAGAAGACGUGGCUACUAAACAUCAACGGCGUGAGAGCGUCGGACAAAGGCAUUUACAUGUGUCAAGUUAACACCGACCCGAUGAUCAGUCAAAUCGGUUACCUGCAAGUGGUCGUGCCACCAAAUAUAGUGGACGAUGAAAGUUCUACUUCAACUGUAGCUGUAAGAGAAGGCCUCAACAUAUCACUUACGUGCAAAGCAAAAGGUAAUCCAGAACCAAGGAUUGUGUGGAAAAGAGAAAAUGGAUUCAAUAUAACGGUGGAUAGAAGGAAAAAAGUCGAAAAGCAACACGGUAAUGUCCUGAACCUGACCAAAGUUAGUCGAGCUGACAUGGGAUCUUAUUUGUGCAUUGCAUCUAAUGGUAUUCCACCGUCGGUCAGCAAAAGAAUCGUUCUCGAUAUCGAAUUUUCACCAACGUUGGUGGUACCAAAUCAAUUAGUUGGUGCUCCAUUGGGCACUGAUGUCACCAUCGACUGUCGAAUUGAAGCAUAUCCUCGACCAAUAAGCUUUUGGUCGUUUCAAGAUUCCAGAAAUAUGAUAUUUUCUGGGUCAAAGUAUCAUUUGGUAACCAAUGAAGAUGGAUACAAAGUACACAUGAAACUAACUAUACGAUCUCUAAGUCUAGAAGAUUAUGGAAGUUAUAGAUGUGUCACAAAAAAUUCGUUGGGUGAAGCAGAAGGAUCUAUGCGAAUUUAUGAAAUUCCAAGACCAUUUCAAAAUCCAAAAAGUACGUCAGGAUUACUGAACGGAGUAGCACAUAUCGAUCUAAACAAAAAACAUUUGUUCUUACUGCUGUUUGCAUACAUAUUGAUGUCUUGGCCAUUUACGUGAUUCUGACAAGCUGUAAAUGGCAACAUAUGAUCUCCAAUCCAUUUGACGUGUGGUGAUGAAUUAUCAUUUGUACAUACAAAGUGGCACAAUUAGUUUUACUUGUGUGUUAGGGGUUAAAUAAAAUAUAAAUGUUUAGUUAGUAGUAAAUAAAAGAAAACUUGAUAUUUGUUUUGAGAAA